AGAGGUACACGCAGUUCUCCAACCUGUGCCGGCACAAGCGCAUGCACGCCGACUGCCGCAUGCAGAUCAAGUGCGCCAAGUGCGGCCAGACGUUCAGCACGGUGACGACGCUCACCAAACACAAGCGCUUCUGCGACUCGACGGCGUCGCCCGCCGCCGCCGCCGCGGUCGCCGCCGCCGCCGCCUUCCAGUCCCCGCGUCGGCAGUCGCCCUCGGCGCCCAACGCCCCCCUGGCACAGAACGCGUCGUCGCUGGUCCCGCCGUCGGUGUCGGCCUCGGCUAGCGCCGCCGCCGCAGCCGCCCUGGCCAACUUCAUGUACCACCCGUACCCGCGCCACGCGGCCACGGGCCUCACCUUCUACCACCCUCUGGUGUACCCGCCACCGCUGUUUCCCGCGGCUGCCGCCAACCACGCGGCAGCGCUGCCCUUCGUGUUUCCCACACACGCCGCGCCGCAGCAGCACAAGCACGAGAGCGCGUCAGCAGCCGACCGCCCCGCGCCUGUGAAAGUGGAAUGGGGAGAGGAGAGAGGCGUUGGAGAGGAGGAGAAGGCGAGAGAUGGAAAGGAUGAAGAGGAGGAAAAGAUGAUGAGUUUAGAGAAAAUAGGGAAGAAUGGGAGAGGGGUAUGGGGGGAGAGGAGAGGGAGGAGGAGGGUAGAAGUGAAUACGGGCAAUUCGAAGGAAGAUGGUGAGAAAGGUUUAGGAGAGAGG
Gryllus bimaculatus (two-spotted cricket) is the source of this 710-nucleotide messenger RNA. The record is from the annotation of a GenBank genome assembly. Lineage: Eukaryota; Metazoa; Arthropoda; Insecta; Orthoptera; Gryllidae.